AAUAGUGAAGUGGAAUCAGGCAAAGACAAGGUUGAGGAAAUUCUGGCAGUUAAUGGGUCAAGGAGAAGAAAGCAGAACAUUUUCCACAAGCAUUUGAAGAAUGUUGAUGGAGAUUCCGCAGCUAAACGACUGUCGAUUGAGUUAAAACCCUGGGACCAUUUUUGUUUCCAUGACCGGUUCACCUUCGGGGAUUCAAUCGACGUUUACUUCCACUUCGCACCCGAAACUUAUUCCCGGCAACUUUUCUACGAAUUCUACGUCGUGGAACAAUACGCUGGCGAAUAUCAAACUCUGCUCGGUUUGGCAAAUGCUCUGAACAAUGCCUCGAUUUCUGCUGUGGAUGAAGGAAACAGGCAGAAGCUGAGGGAUUCAACACUGAAACUUGUCAGACAGAAGUUGAGAAACUGUGAAUUGAUGCUGAGGCAGAUGAGAGAUGUUGAAGAGGCUAGUAGAAGUCAAGCUGAGGAGAACUUUACUUUGGUCAACUCCUGGUCUUGUUUUCAGGUGAUACCGUGAUGGAAAAACAUUGAUAAAACUGAUGCACUGUAUUGCUUCCGUGUGAUG
Messenger RNA from Notodromas monacha, 564 nucleotides. NCBI's taxonomy places the organism in Eukaryota, Metazoa, Arthropoda, Ostracoda, Podocopida, Cyprididae. The record is from the annotation of a GenBank genome assembly.